AUGUCUGAAACCACUGGCACAUGUUAUAAAUCAUGUUGUAUUUCAAAACGAUUAGAUGGCAAGUUAGCCAUUGUUACUGGAUCGAACACUGGUAUUGGGUUAGUGACAGCUGGUGAAUUAGCUCGUCGUGGUGCUCGAGUCAUCAUGGCAUGUCGAAAUAUAGGUAAAGCUGAAGAUGCCAAAAAUAGUUUAUUGGAGAAAUAUGGUGCCGAUAAUCCACAGAGUGUGAACAUUGAUGUAGCGUGUAAACAAGUGAUCUCAUCGUUGAGUCCUAUCUACAGUGAUCAAUUAAUCAUUGAACAACUUGAUUUGGCUUCUCUACAAUCAAUCAGAGAAUUUGCUCGACGUAUUAUAGUCACAUAUCCAGAACUUCAUUUUCUUAUUAACAAUGCUGGUCUUACAGUUAGUAAAUAUGAGAAAACUGUUGACGGUUUUGAAAUGACAAUGGGUGUUAAUCAUUUUGGAACAUUCCUACUAACGGAAUUGUUAUUACCUUUGAUAAAACGUUCAACUCCAUCUAAAAUCAUUAAUCUUUCAUCAAUGGCGCAUUAUAAAGGUCAUUUAAUUAAACCAGAUUUACAGUUAAAAGAGAAUGAAUAUAGUCAGUUGAAAGCAUAUUGUGAUUCAAAGUUAGCCAAUGCAAUGCAUGCUGCUGAAUUAGGUGAUAGACUUCAGGACAGUGGAAUAACUGUUGUUAGUGUACACCCUGGUGCUGUAAAGACUGAUCUCGACCGAGAUAUAAAAAGUGGUGUAAUGAAAUGUUUCGUUCGAGUUUUAAAACCAUUCUUUAUCAGUCCAUGGAAAGGAGCACAAACUACAUUGUACACAGUGUUGUCAGACAAUUUAAUCCCUGGUGGUUACUAUUCAAAUUGUGCAUUGAAAGAACCGUCAACAAUUGUCAAGAAUAAAGAUGAAAGAAAAUGGUUUUGGAACAAGACAUGUGAACUAUUAAGAAUCGAAAAUACAACAUAG
Messenger RNA from Schistosoma spindalis, 972 nucleotides. Lineage: Eukaryota; Metazoa; Platyhelminthes; Trematoda; Strigeidida; Schistosomatidae. The record is from the annotation of a GenBank genome assembly.